This is a messenger RNA of Dendroctonus ponderosae (mountain pine beetle), 1038 nucleotides long. RefSeq lists its product as uncharacterized. Bases 16 to 1014 code for a protein of 332 amino acids. The record is from RefSeq and is a predicted model, not a curated record. NCBI's taxonomy places the organism in Eukaryota, Metazoa, Arthropoda, Insecta, Coleoptera, Curculionidae. The transcript has 5 exons.
ACGGUUUUUCGGGAAAUGACACAAAUCAAUGACGUUUGGCAGCUCUUAACUUGUGUUUAUCUAUGGCUCCUAACAGGGUUAGCAGGAAAAAUUAGAGGUUAUGCUAGUAGUAAUUCAUCAAAACCAAAACAAUGGCAAAUAGCUUGUAACCCAUUUAUAGACUUAGGAAAGUACCAAAUCGUAAGCUUGGGGGGUUUAUCAGGCGAUCAGUGCUCGACACACGGAAAAAGGCGAAGAUCCCCCAAUUAUUCCGAUAAAGAGACUCGCACCCUCUACAGCCUGGCCCUGGCCCAUCUGGAAAUAAUUGAGAACAAGAAAGUGGACGCAGAGACCUGCCGACGAAAGGAUUUAGUAUGGAACAUCGUAGCUGAAAAUUACAAUAAGUGCUUCGGUGAAAAUAAACGAACAGUUGAUCAGCUUAGGCAUAAGUACGACAGUAUCAAGAAGCUUGCCAGAAGGAAGCGGCUCAAAAACCUGGAAGAACUAAAGGAGGGCAAAGUGGCACCGAACGUCACAGAACUGGAAGAUUACGAAAAGGAAUUGCUUGGAUUGCUGGAAAAUCAGGUCGUCAAUACCAGCCAAUCGCUGAGUUUCAUUGUUUUAUCUGAAUCCGAAGACGAUUCAGAAUCCAAAAUUGAAACCACCGACGAUAUCAAGACUGAAUAUAACACAAACAUUGACAGCCCAGAACAUCCUGUAGAGGAAGGUUCUGUGAUUCACGGCUCUGAGGAAUUGACUGACGAGCAUUUUGUCAUAACUGAUGAAGAUGCGAUUUGGGACCUACCGAGUGAUCCCUCGAACAGGCCUCAAUUGAACUUAAUGAAAAAACAGUUGGAAAUGCUAGAAAGACAAGAGCAGAGGCAAAUAGCUGAGCACCGGCGCAAAAUGCAAACGGACAGGAUCAAAAGAAGAUUUUUCUUAAAUCAGGAGAAAAGAGCCAAGAUACUGCACGAAAAAGAAAUGUCUCUUUUAAAUCUGGAAAUAGCGACGCGUAGAAAAAUUUCGCAUUUAUAAUGUAAAUGAAGUCGGUUGUUUGAA